Messenger RNA from Panicum virgatum (switchgrass), 2452 nucleotides. RefSeq names its product LRR receptor-like serine/threonine-protein kinase HSL2. Lineage: Eukaryota; Viridiplantae; Streptophyta; Magnoliopsida; Poales; Poaceae. The transcript is spliced from 2 exons. Gene Ontology annotation, molecular function: ATP binding; receptor serine/threonine kinase binding; protein kinase activity. Gene Ontology annotation, biological process: protein phosphorylation. The record is from RefSeq and is a predicted model, not a curated record. Gene Ontology annotation, cellular component: plasma membrane. Bases 29 to 2152 code for a protein of 707 amino acids.
AGGGCGAGAUACAAGAAGGUUCGAUCAGAUGGCCAUGGUGUUCAGGAGGUACUGUCCCCGUGCCUUCAACUGUUUCUUGCUGCCACCACUCCUCUUCUUGUCCUGCUUGUUACACGGUGAGUUGGUGGCCGCCGUGGAUGUGCCGUCUUCCCUGCCACUUGACAAGGCGCAGGAGGCCAUCAUGGUGGAUCUCUCAAGCGUUGUGGGUAAGGGGUGGAGCUCCAACAAAAAUUUCUGCACCUGGGCUGGAGUUACCUGCUCGCGCUCUGUGUCUAGUUCUUCCUUGGUGGUGACCAGCAUCACCCUCUCCAACUACGGGAUAUCCGACCCCUCCGUCUUCUCCUCCUUAUGCCUUCUUGACACCCUGUUAUCCCUUGAUCUCUCAAGAAAUAACUUUACCAAUUUAGGGGACAAAUUCUUCACCACUUCUUGCCGCAUGAAGGAAGGAUUGCUGUCACUUAACCUGAGCAGCAACCAGUUAUCUGACAAGCUCAGUGAUUUUUGGGGUCUCCCACAGUUGGAGGUUCUUGAUUUGUCCUUCAAUCUUUUUACUGAUGGGAAUUUAAGCCCAGACUUGAGUUCUUUCCCCAAAUUGAGGAUCUUGAAUCUUAGUCACAACCAUCUCACUGGAUCUAUUCCUUCAUAUUUUGUUGGCUAUUUAAGAGAGCUAGAGAUUCUUGAUCUUUCAUAUAACAACCUGUCUGGUGAGGUUCCAUCUUCACUAGGGAGCCUGCAAAGCUUGGCACAGCUGGUGCUUUCUCAUAAUGACCUUUCUGGAUCUGUUCCUAGCUUCCCCCAAAAUGUGGAAAUUGAUAUUGAUGGGAAUCCUGAUCUUAUAAAUCAUGCAGUAAUCAAGAAUCACACUCAUAAGAGAAGGGCAGACGGUGUCAUUGUAGUCAUCAUCUUUGGUGCCGCCGCCGGUGCUCUUAUUGGAUUAUGCUUCCUUCUUGUUUUUGCUAUGGCCUGUUUUCCAAAGAGCACAUACCACGCAGAAACAGAAAGUGGAAGGAUACCAACUGGGGAGGAUCAGGAUGAUUCCCAAAUCACCAAUGGUCCGUGCCUCAUGGCAAUGAACUGCUUCCGCGCCUCUGCAACCAUGUCCAUGAAAGAGAAGCCGCAGGAUGAGUGGCGAAUCACGGCUUUCCAAGCUCUGAACUUCGACGCCGCAGACCUGCGGCGGGGGCUAACCGAGGAGAACCUCGUCGGCAGCGGCGGCUCAGGCCACGUUUACCGCGUCACCUACAGCAACCGGCACGACGGCAGCACCGGGGUGGUGGCCGUGAAGCAGAUACGGAGCGUAGGCUCGCCGUCGCCGGACGAGAAGCUGGAGCUCGAGUUCGAGUCCGAGGCUGGCAUCCUCUGCAACGUCCGGCACAGCAACAUCGUCAGGCUGCUGUGCUGCCUCUCCGGCCCGGAGGGCAAGCUCCUCGUCUACGACUACAUGGACAACGGCAGCCUGGACAGGUGGCUCCACGGCGACUACGUCCUCCGCGCGGCGCACCCAGCGGCGGCGGCGCGGCCCGUGCUGCGGCGCGAGCCGCUGGACUGGCCGACGAGGCUCCUCGCCGCCGUCGGGGCCGCGCAGGGGCUGUGCUACAUGCACCACGGCUGCUCGCCGCCCAUCAUCCACCGGGACGUCAAGACCAGCAACAUCCUGCUGGACUCGGAGUUCCGGGCUAAGGUUGCCGACUUUGGGCUGGCCAGGAUGCUGGAGCAGGCAGGGGAGCCCAACACCAUGUCCUGGGUGGUCGGGUCAUUCGGCUACAUGGCUCCGGAGUAUGCUUACACGAGGAAGGUGAAUGAGAAGGUGGAUGUGUUCGGCUUCGGUGUCGUGCUGUUGGAGCUCACGACCGGCAGGAAGGCCAACGAUGGCGGCGAGCACGGUUCCCUGGCAGAAUGGGCAGGGCACCACUACCGAUCGGGGAGCAUCGUCCUUGAUGCCACAGACAUCUGCAUCAGAUACGCAGGGUACACUGAUGAGAUCGAGACCGUGUUCAGGCUAGGCGUGAGAUGCACGGGCAGCUCGCCGCUGUCGCGGCCCACCAUGAAGGACGUGCUGCAGAUUCUGCUCAGGUGCUGCGAGCAGACGCUCCGGAAAAGCAGACUGGAGUGCAGCAUGGAGUACGAGGCAGCUCCGUUCUUGCUGCCAUAGACACAAGCGAGGCAGUUGUGCGAAAACAUUCAAGCAGAAGAGUGGCUUUUAUUACAUUGUCUGAACUUUGAAAAACUAACAUUACACCACCCAUAGGACAUCAAAGAACCAGUAGGCGAUUAAGAGUGGGUUGACAUUCAAAAUUGGCACAUACCAAGUUUGUUGGUCAGUCUGGGCGAACCGGUCAGACCGGUUCUAUAAACUGGUCAGACCGGUCUGGGUAACUUUGUCAAAAUGCUAAUUGGACUGCACCAUUGCGUAGAUAUCGUCGAGACGAUCGAAAUGCAUAUAUAAAACGUC